AUGGGCCCGGGGCAACCUCCAUCGCGUCCACCCCGAGCGCCAAAAUCUCGUACCUUGAGAGAAGGAGACUGGGACGAGGUGAAGCCUUACAUCAUCCAAUAUCUCAAAACAAGGACACUAUGUGCAGUCAUCAGUGACAUAGAAACUCAGUUUGGCUUUAUAGCAACGGAGAGGCAAUACAAAUCUGCAUUGAAGCGAUGGAAAAUUGGCAAGAAUCUGACGAGACAAGAGAUGAAGGCUAUUGUGCGAAAACAACAAUUUCGAAACCUUGCCGAGCCCGAGCAGAGACCGUUGACGUUUAAAGUCCGCGGCGAGAUAGUCGCCAAGCGCAAGAUUGAUCGGUUUAUGAGGCAAGAAGGUAUCAACCAUGAUGUCCUAUACUGUCCUUCAUCUGGCGCCUCCACGCCAAACUCCGACGAGUUUUCUUGCCAAACAGCCCCGGAGACUCUGGCUGCUAUCGACACUACACUCUCAUAUAGUGAUGAUGUUGCUGCGACUCAACAAGUCGAACCACCGGCCAUGGCGGUCAGGGAACCAUCCCUAGACCUGGCAACGCACCGAGUUUUGUCUGCGACUCUAAGCCUUCCCCCUGUGCACCAUGACCCGGUAAGAACAGACUUAUGGAGCUCUGUCGGCGACACGACCUUGGAUGACAUCCAAAUCUCGUCAAGGGUCUGCCACGAUGUCCGUCAAGACAAUCGCGGUAGCCAUCAAAGACUGUUGAUGAUGGACGCAGCUGGCGUGCCAGGAUCCAGGGGACUACACAAUCCCCCGGCAGCGCCAGAGGCGAGUGACAACGAACGCUUGGCAUUUUACCAGAGAGUUCUCGAAAGCUUGGUAGCGGGAAAGACCGGCCAAGAACGGACACGAUUGGUGCAAGAAUUCCAAGACGUCAUUGGUUUGAUUACCCUUCUCGCGGAGCCCGUUGGCAUAUCCUUAGUAGCAGACCUCCUCAAUUGCACGAGUGUAGCGAUAAGCGACAAGCUCGCCGCUCUCCAUCCUGCUAUAGAUGUCCAUUCUUUCAUCGCCGAUGACUUGUUUCGGAACUUUCUUAGUGACCAGGGUAGAGGUGUGCCGGCGGAGUUCUGGCUGGACGAGCAGCUGCAUCACCGGAAAAUCGCUAGCCGGUGUCUAACACUCUUAUCCCGCCUUCAGAGAGAUAUAUGUGACUUGAACAAUCCGGGAAGCCGGCGCAGAGACGUCGACGAACAACAGCUUGAACGUAGACUACCGCCAAGUGUCCGAUAUGCUUGCCUACAUUGGAUCCAUCAUCUCGUUCGAGGCAAAGCACAAGUCCGGGAUGGUGAUGAAACGCAUACCUUCUUGCAAAAUCACUUCCUCCAUUGGCUUGAAGCCUUAUGCUUGCUUGGGCAAGCGUCCAAGAUACUCGACAUCUUCCGGCCGCUACGACUGCUCAUCAAGUCUGGAUAUAGUAUUGAACUCACUAGUUUUAUCUCUGACGCAGAGAGCUUCAUCUCAAAUUGCAUCAGCAUCAUUGAAGCCUACCCUCUCCAGCUCUACAGUUCAGCAAUAGUGUUCUGCGGUGAAAGUAGCUCGAUACGCCGACUUUUUGCGCACGAAGUCUUAUCUGUGCUCGCUAAACUGCCCAGGGUAGGCAGACCCUGGAACCCAUGUAUACGGACACUGAACGGCCAUGAAAAACGCACUUCUUCUGUCUCGUUUUCCCAUGACUCUAGGCUACUUGCGACUGGCUCUUAUGACAAAACCGUCAAGAUCUGGGAUACGGCAACUUGGAAGUGCUUGAGGACACUCGUGGUACGCAGUCUUGUCGCCACCGUCAUAUUCUCACACGACUCUAGUUUUCUUGUAGUGGUUGCUAAUCGUAACGUCGACGUCUGGCAUACCGCGACAUGGCGGCGUGCGCAAUCAUGGGGGUCUGAGUCUGAAGUCCGUUGCUUUGCACUCUCGCACAACUCACGGCUCUUCGCCUGGUCGGAGGCAUACGGAACAAUUGAAAUCAAAGAUGUUUUAACGGGGAGGCUUCUUCAUAUCCUCACUGGCACAGAAGACUCACACUCUGUCGUCUUCUCUCACGAUUCGACACUACUCGCGUCUUGUGACGGAGGGGACAUCAAGAUCUGGCACACCGAAAGCGGCCAAUGCAUCCAAACUCUUGAGUCCACGCGAUAUUCACACUCCAUCAUCUUCUCUCAUGACUCCAGAAUGCUAGCGUGGGUUGAAUGGACAGACACAGAGUGUGACAAUUUUUUCGAUGGCGACGAUGACGACUGCAUCAGAAUUUGGGACAUGGUCGCCUUCGAGUUCUUACAGAUCAUAAAACCGAAUCAAAGCCGUCCGGUGUCGCUCGUAUUCUCGCACGACUCAAGCAUUCUGGCAUCUGCUUCGUUGGAUUCAACAGUGAGGCUUUGGGAUGCUAGCACUGGCCAGUGCCUGCAGGUAUAUACUGGCCAUUCGGGAUUCAUGGAAUCAGUCGCCUUCUCGCACGACUCAUCCUGGCUCGCGUCAGGCUCAUUCGAUGACACAGUCAAGAUAUGGGACGUGAAGCCUGAAACCUACCAGAUCCAACCCCAAUACGCCGGCUGGAACAAGGGCGAUGCCGACCCAUUGGUUAGCUUGUCCCCUGAUACAGAGUUAGUUGCAUCAGCAUCGUUGCAAAGUGGGAGUAUUAGGAUCUGGAAUGCAACCACCGGGGAGUGCUUGCAAAGGAUACGACAACAAUUUGCUUCCACCAAUUGGAUCUGCUUCUCGCAAAGUCCAUAUUUGCUGGUAGCGGAAUGUCGGCCAGGGAUUCACAACAUCUGGCACACCACCACAGGGACGUGCAUACAGACGGUAGUCAGUGCUCAUACGUCGGUCAGUUUCUCGCACAACUCACAGCUUCUCGCGUUGCCCGUCAAGUCUUCUGGUUCUCUUGACAUCUGGCAUGUCGCUACAGGACUGUUACUAGACACACUGCAUGACUGUCAAGAUGAUAUUGCGCAGACCAUGAUCUCUUACGACUCCCGACUCGUUGCGUGUGUGUCUAAGAGCGGAACUAUUCACAUCUGGAAUAUCGCUCUGGGUGAGCUUACACGAAGGCUGGAAGUAUGUCUCUCCAAUGACUGCGAAAUGUCCUCUCCGGCCUUCUCGGAUGACUCUCAGCUUCUCGCGUCCGCAUGUCUCUGCAGUAUCAAAAUAUGGGACAUCGAGUCUGGUCGGUGCCUGCAAACAAUGCGGCCACCUUUCAGAUGCACUACCUCCUGGAACAUUGCCUCCCUCACUAUAUCGCGCAAUUCGAAGCUUCUCGCAUCGUUGGACCACCAAACGGUCAAUAUAUGGGCCAUUGAGACAGGCUACUGCCUACGAACUCUGAGCUUUGAUUAUCGCAUAUACAAAGUAUCGUUCGAUCCUACCAGCAGAUUCAUUCACACAAACCUUGGCGUCGUCGCAUUGGACCUAUCUUUGACUACUGAGACCGCAGAUGAGAUGAUUCAGCGUCCACGUUUCCAAGGUUAUUGGUUAAGCUCAGACCAGAGUUGGGUGAUGCAUGGCUCAGAUAAAGUACUGUGGCUUCACCCACACUAUCGGCGGCGGAAACUUGGGGUGGCUAUAGAAGGUUCCACAGUUGCUAUCAGCUCUGGCUCUGAGGAGGUAUUGAUAUUCCAGCUGGCGGACUGUGGGAUUGUCUGA
Messenger RNA from Metarhizium robertsii ARSEF 23, 3651 nucleotides. RefSeq names its product vegetative incompatibility protein HET-E-1. Gene Ontology annotation, molecular function: protein binding. NCBI's taxonomy places the organism in Eukaryota, Fungi, Ascomycota, Sordariomycetes, Hypocreales, Clavicipitaceae. The transcript has 4 exons. Bases 1 to 3651 code for a protein of 1216 amino acids. The record is from RefSeq and is a predicted model, not a curated record.